This is a messenger RNA of Arabis nemorensis, 324 nucleotides long. NCBI's taxonomy places the organism in Eukaryota, Viridiplantae, Streptophyta, Magnoliopsida, Brassicales, Brassicaceae. The record is from the annotation of a GenBank genome assembly.
AUGACGGUGACUCAUAACAAGAUGCUCCGGACUCGCUCCCACUGCAGCUCAUUAAUUCCUCCGGCGCAGCCGAGCCAACGCCAACCUCCACAGCCACCGGAUCCGUCAGUUCCACCGGAUCCGGUCCUUGCAACACAUUCGACCUCUACCUCUCCGCUGUGGUCGCCGAUGAUGCCCAGCCGGCCAUCCUUCCUCAUCGUUUUCAUCGAGAUCUGUUGUCACUCUGGUUCAAUGAUUAUGUUCCGGCGAAGGACCUCCUUCUUCUCUGAUCUUACAUUAGUUUCCGUCGUGGGAGUUAUAUCUCAACAGAAGCUCCGGCGAUGA